This is a messenger RNA of Rhizopus microsporus ATCC 52813, 1958 nucleotides long. Its product is annotated as WD40 repeat-like protein. The record is from RefSeq and is a predicted model, not a curated record. Gene Ontology annotation, cellular component: autophagosome membrane. Gene Ontology annotation, molecular function: protein binding. Lineage: Eukaryota; Fungi; Mucoromycota; Mucoromycetes; Mucorales; Rhizopodaceae. Gene Ontology annotation, biological process: autophagosome assembly. The transcript has 15 exons. The coding region runs from base 333 to 1736 and encodes 467 amino acids.
UCUUUUUGAGAGAAGAGAAGAUAAAUGUGGUCACUUGUCUUCUUUGGACCAAAAGUAAGACCAGCUAUUUCCCAGCAAAUAAAAUGAUAAUUGUCAUGCAAACUCUGAUAUUUCAAACACCGUGUUCUUUUUUUUUCUUUCUUAUGGCUCAUCCACAAGUUAUUUUGGAGAGACUACAAGCUCGAGAUUUGCAUGAAGGCAUAUUCCACGAGCUUAUUUUAGCAAAUAACCAAUUACUCCAGCAAGUUAUUGAACACAAGAAAAAAGAAAAAAAAAGAAAAGAGCUGAUUUCAGAAGGGUAGGUCAUGUUAUAACUCAAGGAGAGAGGCCUUAUGGGGAAAAGUAGAUCUUCUCAAAAUGUAGCUGAAUUAGAUAGACGUAUCAGAGAUCUAAGUGAAGAAAGAGCAGAAAUGUACAAGACACAGAGUGAAAAUGCUCAAAGACUCAUUCACUUGAGCGAGCAGCUUCGGAUAAAAGAAGACAAGGAAAAGCGACAAACAAAAGAGCUUAUACAACUAUCCGACCAAGUCAAAAAAUUAUCUGCCAAAUGUGAACUUCAGGUAUAUCAGCUGAAAGAAAAGGACGUUACGAUACAGAUAUUGCAAGAUGAAUUAACGGCACUGCAACUCGAAAUUACGACUACAGAAGAGAAAAAUAAGAAUCUCUCCAUCGAGAAUAAGCAGUUACUACAGAGGUGGAUAGAUUUAAAAAAUGCAGAAGCAGAAAAGAUGAACGAAGCUAUGCAAUUCUAUGAGCAAGCACUUGAGCAAGCUAAAAAUUCCCCUGAUAGGAAGAGAAGCCAACCUAAGGAAGCGUUGUCAAGUUAUAAUUUGUUGCCUAGCAAAAUCUAUAAAAAAAUUAAUGCACAUGAUGAUGAUAUCCAUUGCAUAGCAGCCUCCUCUAAAGGUGCGUUAUUUGCAACAGGUGGCGCUGAUAGAAAAAUUAGACUCUAUGAUACAAGAAGUGGUCAUAUGAUACAAGCACUUGGUGGUGCUCUUCAAACAAUCACAUCUGUAUCCUUUAAUUCUACAGAUGAAAUGAUUCUUGGGUCAUGCACAGAUAAUGCAACUAGGAUAUGGAGCCUUUCAACGCACAGAUUACGACACACAUUGACUGGUCAUAUCGGAAAAGUAUAUGCUGCCAAAUUUACUGGUGAUUCUAAUCGUGUGGUUUCUGGUAGUCACGAUCGAACUCUCAAAGUCUGGGAUCUGCAAAGAGGAUACACUGCGAGAACUAUCUUUACCUUUUCAAGCUGCAAUGACCUGUGUCUUAUGGACUCUGACGGUCAAACUCUGAUCAGCGGUCAUUUGGACAAUCAUAUCAGAUUCUGGGAUACACGUACAGGCUCAGGUAUAAAGGAAUUAACAGGAGUACACAAUGGGCAGGUUACGUCUGUUAGCAUGUCAUCAGAUGGAAUGUACCUCUUGACAAACUCGAGAGACAAUACUUUAAAAAUUAUUGAUGUUCGUAUGUACGACAUCUUGAAGUCAUUUCAAGCGGAUUCAUACCAUAACGGCCUUAAUUGGUCCAGAUCAACAUUUAGCCCUAGUGGGAGCUACGUUGCAGCUGGUUCUUCAGAUGGUACUUUGUUCGUAUGGAAUGUCAACACAGGAAAAGUUGAAAGGAUGCUAAAAGAACACAGAUCUGCUAUUUGUGGAGUAGCUUGGAACCCUACCGGCGAUCAUAUCUUUUCUGCAGAAAAGAACAAGGCUGUCUGUAUAUGGGAUACAGCGUAAUUUCUUUUGCCGUUUUAUAAUGCGUGCAAUUCAAGGCGUAUGACCUAUAAUAAAUACUUUUUAUUCCCUGUUAUACUUUAUUCGCACCCUGAUAGAAAAAUGAUAACUUCAGACAUCAAAUAAUCAUAGAAGAGAGUUCACAAGAAGCAAAAGAAUGAAAUAUAAAAGAAGUGUUUAGUGAACCAGUUAUUUACAUUAAUAUUAAAUGCUUACAUUAUAAAG